Molecule: messenger RNA, 1431 nt
Organism: Arctia plantaginis
Lineage: Eukaryota; Metazoa; Arthropoda; Insecta; Lepidoptera; Erebidae
Source: the annotation of a GenBank genome assembly
AUGGUUGAACCUGAGAAACCUUUUGCCUGCACGAUUCCCGAUUGCGGGAUGACGUUCACCAAUGAAGACCACCUCCAUGUUCACACGAAGAAACAUGACAUGGUGCUGCAACUGGGGUUGGAACAGAAAGCGGCGUUUGUCGCUGACCAGACACCAACCCCAACUCGUUUUAUCAGGAAUUGUGAGGAAGUGGGAUUGUUCCAGGAUCUUCAGAAUGUCAACCCUUUUGACGAGGGCUUCAAAAGAGCAAUGGAAACUAAAGCUGGGGUUCUUUGUAUAGACAGCAUGGCAACUUCGUCUGACGAGCUUCACACUCCUCAGAUGGUGUUCCCACUGAUUGAUGGUGACUCAACGCUGCACAGCACCACUAAUAACAAGAAUAUUACUAUAAGCAGAUCCUCAAGUGACGAAUCCGGUGCCAUCAAAGAAUUUGAAACGACCACCAUUUCAAAAUUAACCAACGAGGUCACCACAAUAAGCAGAAUCGUUGGAAAGACUGAAGAGAAAUCUGAUAAUAGCAAAAACGAUGUCAGGAAAGACUCCGUUUCAUACACAAAUAACGUUAUCAAAAUCAGUAAUAUGGUCAGAAAGGAUAGCGUUGAAAAGAAUCCAAUUCAGACACUCAUUUACGAAGAUACUGUGAUCCGUGAUAGCAAUAUGAUCUCUAAAGACAGUGUAGAUAAGGUUCAAAACUCAUACGUAGAAAUCCCACCGAUAAUGUCACAAAAAUCCUUAGAUUUUAUUGUAGAUAGCUUAAAUACUGACUUUGAUGAAGCUAAAAAGAAAUCAAAAACUACCGAUGAAGAUUAUGAAGUAAUUAUAAAACUACCAAAUGGUAAACAAGUUAGAAUGCGUGCGGUUGAUGAGGUUGUUGAGAAACCCAACGCCAAAGAAGCUUUAAGAAAAGUGAUCUCCGAGAAGGUUGAAGCGAAGAACUCUAUUAAAAGACUCAACAGUAUUGUGGUUCCAAAUAUAUCUAGUGUUGUAGUGCCAAGUGUAAAUAGUUUAGUGACUGGGACACUGAUCCCAGUGACUCUAGUGAAUAGUGGGGUACCAAAAGUGCCAAUUAUUCCUCUUAAAGUCCCAGAGAAGUAUGACAAAAGACCUGUUAAGAGAAAAAUGAGUAGGACCGUAGAUGGUAUGAAAAAUGGUGAUGCGAAUGCCAGUUGCAGCAAGAAUGACAGAAAAAGUUUAGCUGCGGAGGACUUGGAUAGCAGAUCAGCAGCAUCUAGAAGAUAUAGGGCACGGUUAAAAGAGACAUAUGACCGACAAGCUCAAGAAAAUAAGCAACUGAAAGAGCUUAAUGAAAGUCUUUUAGCUGAGAAGGCUGUGCUGAGGAACCUCAUCAUGGAGCAUUUGAGAAGCUGCCCCAACGCUGUCGAAAUGAGGUCUAUCAUGGAGAAGGUCAAGUUCUCUGGGACGGAAUUAUAA